Molecule: messenger RNA, 321 nt
Organism: Cercopithifilaria johnstoni
Lineage: Eukaryota; Metazoa; Nematoda; Chromadorea; Rhabditida; Onchocercidae
Source: the annotation of a GenBank genome assembly
AUGUUUCCGUGGCGUCAAGAAUUAACACGUGAACGACGUUUAUACAUCCUUCAACGGAUCCGUUUAAUUCUUAUUUCGGGUGGAUGCUCAUGGGUUCAGUCUAUACCGAUCAAUGAUCUUCAUGCUUCACUUGUAGCCGCUGAACGAAGAGCAUAUGAUCAUGCUCGAACAUUUGAUACUUACGUAUGCUUAAUUUUUACGUUCACUAAUAGUGAAGCAAGACGCCGAAUUCAAAAUCAACAACAACAAGAUCAAAUUGAAGAACGUGAAGUACGAAAUGAAUUAUCAUCAUCGGAUGUUACAGAAAAUACCCAAUUAUAG